AUGCUUUGCGACCUCCCGAACGAAGCCAUUGCCAUUAUCGCCAGCUUCUGUCAACCUGCGGAUCUUUGCGCACUGUCUCGGAGCUGCAAGCUACUCUACAGUCACGCGUCACCAGCUUUGUAUCGACAUAUUGUCGUCAAGAAUGGAACUGCGGAAUAUAUAAUGUGCGAUCUCGGGCGUGUUAUGUUCGAAACCGAUGAUGGGGAACGUCAUCCGCUGGAAGAACCUCGCCUCAGGGAAUUGUUGAGGCAGACUCGAAGCCUCGACAUUUCCCUCCACUGGUAUGAGCCUGACUUUUGGCAAACGAGGAGAAUCAUCGACGUAAUCAACGAUAUGGUGAAUCUACGCCAUAUGUCUCUUAUCUACAUUGAAGAGGAAGAGUACAUGAACGGUCAUGACCUGCCUCUCCCAUCGGUGCUGGCGGAAACACUGACCACUUGCACUGUUGGGUUCAAAGACUGGGCCAACUGGUCUAUUUGGAAGGCAACUUGCCUCUUCAAGCAUCCAUCUCUACGCCAACUCGAGCUCCACUGGGCUGCUUCCGCGGUGAAUGACGCUGUCGUUGAUGUGGGUUGUGGUUCGACGAGACUUGAGUCAUUGGCCCUCAUUGACUGCCUCAUCACUCCCGACGAUCUUUAUCAAGUAUUGCGUUACCCUCGCGCUUUACAGUACCUCACACUUGCAACCGACUUCAACGAUAAAGACAUGUAUGACGAUGAGCAAGUCAACUGCGCCGAUUACUUUUCUGCCAUUCGAAGGGCUUCUGGAAAGUCGCUACAGGGUCUCAGAUUCGAUGUGACCCAUUGGGGAAACAUAAUCGUGCCAGCGCCUGGUAUGCACGAGCUACGCGAUGUGCUUUACCUGGAAGUAGCUCCGGAUCACAUUGAGGUUGACAAACGGGUCUUAAACUUCCAAAACCCGAUACCAGACAUCGACUGCCCACUGGAACAACUCCUCCCGCCGAACCUUGAAGUCCUCAAAAUCACUCCCGCGGCCUCAGACCUUCCUACUCUGUGGAGUAUUCUGGAUCGAAAGUCGGAAAUCGUUCCUCAUCUCAGGAAGAUCAUCUUGACCCUUCACUAUCGAAAUAGGGUUAUGAAAAAGGAACUCAUUGCUGCUUUGCGAGAGCGUGACGAUUACGAAAAUGAUCCCGAGCUCUUCGAGCCUGAUGAGGAGGAUCUCGAGAAAAUAUAUCCUUGCGCAAGGAAGAGAGUGCUUCGGGCAUUCAGAGGCUGUUGCGAGAAACAGGGGGUGGAAUUGAUGCUCCUACAUGAGGACUCCAAGCGGAGGGAAGUAUUUGAAGAAGGCGCAGGACCAUCAGUGUGGGAGAUAGACGAUCAAGGCCGGCGAUAG
Molecule: messenger RNA, 1353 nt
Organism: Hyaloscypha bicolor E
Lineage: Eukaryota; Fungi; Ascomycota; Leotiomycetes; Helotiales; Hyaloscyphaceae
Exons: 2
Coding region: 1-1353 (450 amino acids)
Molecular function (GO): protein binding
Source: RefSeq, a predicted model, not a curated record